This is a messenger RNA of Trypanosoma theileri, 2871 nucleotides long. RefSeq names its product phosphatidylinositol 3-kinase. Lineage: Eukaryota; Euglenozoa; Kinetoplastea; Trypanosomatida; Trypanosomatidae. Gene Ontology annotation, biological process: autophagy of peroxisome; phosphatidylinositol-3-phosphate biosynthetic process; autophagosome assembly. Gene Ontology annotation, cellular component: endosome; phagophore assembly site; phosphatidylinositol 3-kinase complex, class III, type II. Gene Ontology annotation, molecular function: 1-phosphatidylinositol-3-kinase activity. The record is from RefSeq and is a predicted model, not a curated record. The transcript has a single exon. The coding region runs from base 1 to 2871 and encodes 956 amino acids.
AUGGCCACUAAUGAGUCCAAUGUUGUCUCUGCACUACGGGAGCGGAAGCCGUACGAUGUGUUUCACUGGGUCUCGCCCAGCAGUGAGUUCAUCGCCGCCAACGAUAUCACGGAUUAUUUCAUGUUGUAUCUCCAUUCCAUAGAGGGUUGGCACAGGAGGUGCGAUGGGGAUAAUGAUGUUAAUGAUGAUGAUGAUAACAAUAGAAUAAAUGAGAAUGGAGAAGAAAAGGAAUGUACAGGAGGAAUGUCUAGUAGUGGAUAUGAGGAUGUUGAGAAGCACAAGUUGGGAGACCACGACGGAAUAGAAACACUUUUUCUCACUUUACAGAUGUUUCACCUGGGCCAAUCCAUCACCCCAUUAUUAUACUCUUCUCAUACUCGCGAUGAUCGUUGUAUUUUGGAUGAAUGGAUUAUCUUUCCCAUCGCCGUCUGUGAUGUGCCAUUAGAUGCUAUUCUACACUGUGCUGUCUACUCCCGCAAAGGACUCCUUGGCCGUACAACAAUUCAUCCCUUCACUACUCGUGGAGAACUCAAAGCAGGUCCACAUCGUUUUAUCUUAUCAACAACAGAUAAUCUAUCAGCAGCAAGAGGAAAAGAAGAAGGAAGAGGAGUUGUAGGUACAUCGGAAACACCAUCGUGGGAGAUGCUCGCACGUGAUCUUCACCAUGGACUCUUACAGCCAGUGCCAUGGAUGGAUAAACUGCUAGAGCAACGUCUUGCAGAAAUGCGAAGGGUUCAACCUGAUUGUAAUGGUGAAACACCAUUAACCCUAUCGUUACAUUUCCCCUUUGCAAGUAAUCGUUAUCCUGUAUUUAUGUUAUCUAUUCCACAGGAACUCCCUAUUGGGUUACAGUCCUCUUUCCAUAUGGCAACACCAACACAACCUUUUAUUGAUAUUUGUAUGGGUGAUGAAAACCUCUGUGAAACUAAAGCGUCUGCUCUAUCCAAGUCACUUUUUCUUCUUUCAGAUGUUGACGCACAGCCUGGGCCGGUGGAACGUCGACAAUUACAGGAAAUAGCACGAAGACCACUAAUUCACUUGGAAUCUAUGAAAGUAGAUGAUGAAUUACUUUUAUGGCGUUUUCGUUUCUUUCUAUCUCGUGAUCCUACAUACUUUGUUCCUUUUAUGCGUUGUGUAAAUUGGAGCAAUAAAAAAGAGCGACAAGAAGCUCUUAAAGUAAUGCAACAAUGGAAACCUAUUAGUUUUGCACAGGCCUUACUAUGUCUUUCUUUCUUCUUUCGUGAAGUAGCCUAUGUACGAAAUCAUGCUAUAAACUUAUUAAAACGACAAUCGGAUGAACGUAUCCUUCGAUUUCUACUGCAAUUAGUUCAAGGUGUACGAUAUGAUGUAAAGGGAGAGUUGGAACAAUUUCUUUUACAUCGUGCCCUUGGAUGUUGGGAGAUCUGCUCUACUCUCUUUUGGUAUGUCUAUGUGGAGACUUCACUAGAGAAACCAACAGACAUUGAAGAAGAGACGACUCGGAGUACGACGGCACAAGUAAAGGGAUAUGCCGCCUUUCUCCAACAUCUCGAGACGAAAUUGGAAGAGUCUCGACCACACUUUUUACAACUUAUUCGUCGAGAACAGAAGUUAAUGCAUGUUUUGCGUGUUCUCUAUCGUACAAUUCUUAAGGAUCCGCGUGAUCGUAUUAAGAGAAUGGAGUUUGCUACUUCACUUAUUACUAUGAAAAAAUGUGGCAUACAGGAACUUUUUCCUUCAGUCUCUGAGCAUACAGUAAAAGGUGUAGAACGCUUCAAUACUGUAACACUUCCCACUCAUCCUUGUAUAAUGGUAGAAAAUAUUUCAUCUAAUGGAAUCUAUAUGUUCAAGAGCGCCAAGAUGCCUAUUAAGAUACCUUUUACAAUACAGUCCGACUACAUUUGUAGUAGUGGUAUUAAUAGUGUCCGUAAUAGUGACAGUAUGAACAACAACAACAACAACAACAACAACAACAAUAACCAUAAAAAUACAAUGAGUAGGAGUGCUAGCACUAAUAUGAGUAGCAGUAAUGAACUUCUCACCAAUUCUAUUUACCGACUCACAUCAGAAGAAAUUGUAAGAACUGGUCCAGGUUUUCUUCCACUCUCUCUUCCAUCAUUGGAUGUUAGCAUUAUCUUCAAAAUGGGUGAUGAUGUUCGACAAGAUCAACUAGUAGUACAACUUGUACAACUAAUUGACUCACUAUUGCGUGAAGAUGGUUUGGAUCUUUGUUUGACUCCAUAUCGUGUGUUGGCAACAGGCACAACAGAAGGUCUUGUUGAAGUUGUACCAGAUGUGGUUACAUUUCAAAGUGUACAACGUGACAUUAUUAAAUACAUUCGAACACAUAACCCUUCAACAGAGGGAUUUAAUGCCGCCAUGUCUAGGUUUACAAAGAGUUGUGCUGGUUAUUGUGUACUCACAUUUAUUCUAGGUAUUGGCGAUAGACAUUUGGAGAAUAUUCUUAUCACACAAGAUGGACGAUUACUACAUAUUGAUUUUGGAUAUAUUCUUGGUAAUGACCCGAAACCAUUUCCACCACCUAUGAAAAUAAAUAAAGAAAUGGUAGAAGCAUUAGGUGGACCUCAAAGUACAGGUUACAUGGAAUUUAAAUCAUACUGUUGUAGUUCAUAUAAUAUCAUUCGGAAACACGCACAACUUAUCUUAAGUAUGUUAGUACUUAUGGUAGAUGCAUCUAUUCCGCAGAUAUCAGGUGAUGGAAAAUUAGAUCCUCGUGUUAACCUCUUAAAAGUACAAGAAAAACUGCGAUUAGACCUUUCAAAUGCUCAAGCAGCGCAGUAUAUUCAAAAUGUUAUAGCUGACAGUGUAGGGUCUAUUUUUACUAAUCUCUGGGAUGUCAUUCAUGUUGCCACUCAAGCGACACGUCAUUAA